AUGGGUGGGUUAUUUCUUACAGAAGAUUGCGGUGACGAACUUCAAGACGAACUUCAACAAGUCAAAGAGCCUGUUUUGAAGAAGCGAAAGAUUAAACAGUUUGCUGAUAGAGAUUUUGGUGCUGCAAAUUCAGAGACCAAAGAGUUUGCUAAUAAAGGUCUUGCUGCUAUCGAUUCAGAUUCAGACUCAGAUUCGUUUCUGGAUUCAGAUUGGGAAAAUGUCGUGUUUCAGCCCGUUACGCCAAUACAACAAGAAUGGCAUGAAAGUUUCAACAUCACUUUGAGGCUGGAUGACGAUGACGAAGAAGAAAGGAAGAAGAAGAAGAAAUUGAAAGAGCUUAUUCUCCAAAAGCGUCAAAGGAUAAGCCUUCAGAACUUGAGCAUUGUUUCAUAUAUACUAAAUGCUCAGCACCGAAAUAAACUACUAUCGCAUAAAAAGGUUCUCAAAACUUUGAAGCAUCUCCUACCAAAACAAUUGAUAAAAUAUUACCGAAACUUCAACAGGAGCACCACUGCCACUGCCACUGCCGCUGCCGCUGCCACGGAGCGAGAACAAGAUCAAGAUAAGUUACUUAUUUAUAUCCUCAAAUAUCUAAUCAAGUGGUUUCGAAAAAACUUUAAACAUGAUUCUAACGGAUUACGAGUAUUAGGAUAUCUUCCUAAACGUGGCAGUAGUAACGGCAGUGCAGCUAAAUUGGAAGACUACUUUGUCAACAAUGCCAAACCAAUAACCAAUGCAAACGAAUUGUGCAAAAUCAUUAAAAGAUUUCAGCAUAAUCGAGAUACUGGUGCACAAUUGUUUACAGCAUUACUUAGAUCCUUGGGCUUGGAAGCCCGGUUGGUUUAUUCGGUGCCUCUUUUAAGUACUGGGAAACCAAUCAAGUUUCAACCAAAACUAAAUAAAGACAUAAUCAGGGUGAAUAAAGAUAAUGAUUUGCUAUACCCUUAUUUCUGGACAGAAUUAGUAAACCCACUCAAUCAGUCGGAGGUUAUUGUGAUUGAAACACAAUGUUUCUUGGAAGAAGAAAGGCAAUUAAUAAGGCUCAACCGUUUUGACGGUAAAAUAGAAAAUUCCUACACUGGUCAAUACUAUCCAGCUCAAAGCCAGUUGUGUCAAAUGUCAAUGCAUUACGUGCUAGCUUUGAGCAAUAACAAUGCGAUAAUUGAUGUAAGCUCGCGGUACAUGAAAGAUAUAUCUUACCGAUGGUUUGGAAAAUUGGAUUUAAGGACAGAAAGUGGCAGAUUGGCAUUAUUGAUGCAGUCUGUAUUGCGGAUUAUGAAUAAAGAUAAAACUUAUACUAGGUAUGAUAAUCUCGAGUUGGAUGGUCUUCGCGCUUUAGCUAUGCAUAACUACAUCAUACCAAAGACGUUUUCAGCAAUGAAAAAAAGCCCGAAUUUUGUAACUCCAUCUACUUUGAGAUAUAAUGAGGUGAUUACUCCGGGAAUUGAGCCUGUGAAGAGGAUAAAGUUGGAUGGUAACGGUAGAACGAAAGAACCGGUAUAUUUCAAAAAAUAUGUAAUGGUUGGGAAAUCCGACAAACAAUGGAAGUUUUUUGGUAGAUCAAUUAAAUUGGAAGAAGUGGACAAACCAAUCAAGCUAACAAAAGCAACACCUCGAACAAUAUAUAACAAGAGAGUAUUCAAUCAAAAUCAGAUAUAUAAUCCUGAGUUGAAUGACGUAAGGUUAGCAGGUCUUGCUGCAGCACAAUACUAA
Messenger RNA from Lodderomyces oxycetoniae, 1713 nucleotides. RefSeq lists its product as uncharacterized. The record is from RefSeq and is a predicted model, not a curated record. NCBI's taxonomy places the organism in Eukaryota, Fungi, Ascomycota, Pichiomycetes, Serinales, Debaryomycetaceae. The coding region runs from base 1 to 1713 and encodes 570 amino acids. Gene Ontology annotation, cellular component: nucleus; nucleotide-excision repair factor 2 complex; XPC complex. The transcript has 2 exons. Gene Ontology annotation, biological process: nucleotide-excision repair; mismatch repair. Gene Ontology annotation, molecular function: damaged DNA binding; single-stranded DNA binding.